UCUGCAAACCAGAGGGAAAUGAGAGAGUUAAACAAACUCUCUCAACUUCACUCGCCGGAGAGAGGGAGCGGCGGCGGAGCCGCGGUGGCGACAACGGCCGGAGAGAGAGAGACGCCCAAAAAGCUUCCUCUCUUCCUUAGCAACCCAAAAAACACCACACAUUUGCCUAAAAUAGCCUAUACGAACCUAGAUCUAGGCUUUUACCUCUUGGAGGCUUCGAAAUCCGGUGGCCUUUUCGACUCCUCGGUGAGCAAAGGACGUGCUUAUACCAGUGGGUCGGGAUUCACCAUCGAUGGCUCAAGCAUGGCUGGGAUAUGGAAGGCCAAACGGCGGCGGCUAGCUGUUGGAUGAUAGCUUUUAGGACUUAUGAAACUCUGUUUUCCUUUUUUGUUUUUUUGCUCCAGCUUGAAAAAAGAAAGAGAUUGGUGGUUUAAAUGGAUGGGUACUCUAUACAAUUUUCUGAUCAAUACCCAUUUUAAUUUCAAGAAUAUGACUUGUUUUAAAGUGUUUUUCUUUCGAAAUUUGGUUCCUUUUGGUGGGGUUUUCUUGGUCUCCUUCUCUGCCCUGUUUUUCUCUCUGUUUGAAUUCUUCAGCAAAGCUUUCUCAUGGAUUCAAAGUGAUAAGAUUUCCGAGCUCAAUAAUUCGAUUCUAAUUGAAACAGAGGAUGUCACAGAAGAGGAAAAUAAGCAAACUGAACCUGAUGCUAUUGAGUCCAAGGUUGAAGAUAGUGAAUUCAUUGACGAAAAUGAAUCCCCAAAGCUCAUUUUCAAGUUUCACGUUUGAAGAAUUCAGGAAGAAAUUUGAAGAAAACGAGACUUAUAAUGUUGGCCUAGACUCGUUUCCUUGUACAAGCACGAACAAGUAUGAGUUCAACGCAGAGAAUGGACUUAGUCGUAUAAUGGAGAAGCCUGAGGAUAUGAGCUUCUGCGUGAAAGAAUUAUACGCUGAUUCCAGCAAUGGGUUAUUGUCACAACAAACUGUUUGCGAAAAUGUUUCAGCGAGACCUGAGUUCCUUUCUGAGGAGGACUGCACUGUUUCAGAUACUGAUACGGAUUCCAUUACUUCAAGCCCCGAAAGACUGAGUAAUUUUGAACAGGAUUUUGUGGCUGAUUCUUCAAGGAGCAUUGAAGAUCAAGAUAUAGAGGAAGAGCUUAGAAAAUUAGAAGAGUUUGACGACCAGAAUAAGGAUUCAAAUGCUUUAGAAACUUCAGAUUCUGAGGAUUCUAACAGUUUAGAAACUUUAUGGGAACAUCAAGAGCUGAUAGAACAGCUGAAAAUGGAGCUGAAAAAGGUUAAAGCAACAGGCUUGCCAACAAUCUUAGAGGAAUCAGAAUGUCCAAAGAUAAUGGAUGAUUUGAAGCCAUGGAAGAUUGAUGAGAAGUUCCAAUAUGCAGAUAGAAUGACCGAGCUUCACAAAUUCUACCAGAGUUACAGAGAAAGGAUGAGGAAAUUGGAUAUAUUGAAUUACCAAAAGAUGUACGCAAUAGGGUUUCUUCAUUCAAAGGAUCCAUUUCAAUCAAUUUCAAGCCACAAAUCAUCUUCAGCUCCAGCAAUUUCAUCCCUUCUCCCACAAAACCUCCGGCUAGGAAGGCGAAAAUCUUUGGAUUCCGACCCCAUGUCGAAGUUCAUCAACGAGCUUCACGGUGAUCUGGAAAUGGUAUAUGUAGGACAAAUGUGCCUUUCUUGGGAAAUACUUCAUUGGCAAUAUGAGAAAGCUAUUGAAAUUUGGGAAUCUGAUCCUUAUUGCCUGGGUCGAUACAAGUACAAUGAAGUCGCCAGUGAAUUCCAACAGUUUCAAGUUUUGAUUCAAAGGUUCAUAGAGAAUGAACCCUUUGAAGGUCCUAGGGUACAAAACUACAUCAAGAACCGAUGUGUUCAAAGAAAUCUCCUUCAAGUUCCCGUAAUCCGAGAGGACAGCUUGAAGGAUACAAGGAAAGGAAGAAGAAAAGGAAGAGAUGAUGAUGAUGAUGAUGGUGUAAUUACAGCUGAUAUGCUACUGGAGAUGAUGGAGGAGUCAAUACGAAUAUUUUGGCAAUUCAUUCGAGCUGAUAAAGAUGCAAAUCAUGCGAUCUGUAAGAUCAGGAACGGAGCUCAAGUGGAACCUUUAGAGCCAGAUGAAGUUCAACAUUUAGCAACACUUCAAACAAGUUUACAAAAGGAUAAGAAGCUUAGAGAGGCUUUAAGAAGUGGAAAGUGCAUGUUAAGGAGAUGGAAGAAGAAUGAAGGGGAGAAUUCAGAUCAAGUCCUUUACUUCUUCUCUCAAGUGGAUUUGAAAUUAGUGGAAAGAGUUUUGAACAUGUCUAAAGUGACCAAAGACCAACUUUUGUGGUGCCAUAGCAAAUUAAGCAAUAUUAAUUUUGUUAAGAGGAAGAUUAAUGUUGAACCUUCUUUUUUGCUCUUCCCCUGCUAAUAAUAUAC
Molecule: messenger RNA, 2418 nt
Organism: Hibiscus syriacus
Lineage: Eukaryota; Viridiplantae; Streptophyta; Magnoliopsida; Malvales; Malvaceae
Exons: 6
Coding region: 665-2410 (581 amino acids)
Source: RefSeq, a predicted model, not a curated record